Molecule: messenger RNA, 1231 nt
Organism: Bicyclus anynana (squinting bush brown)
Lineage: Eukaryota; Metazoa; Arthropoda; Insecta; Lepidoptera; Nymphalidae
Gene: Tbp
Product: TATA-box-binding protein
Exons: 4
Coding region: 174-1103 (309 amino acids)
Biological process (GO): DNA-templated transcription initiation
Molecular function (GO): RNA polymerase II general transcription initiation factor activity; DNA binding
Source: RefSeq, a predicted model, not a curated record
UCAAGUCCAAGUGUCAAAACUCAAAACUCAAAAGAAACACGUCAAAAAUUCUGUUACAGAAAGUUGUUUUUUAAGAAAAUAAUUUCAUAUGUUUUUUUAGUUCAGUGUAAUAAAUAGUAACGCUAAACGUAGUAUAAUUAAACACAAAUCCAGUGAAAAAAUAAAUUACAAACAUGGAUCAAAUGUUGCCGAGUCCGUACAACAUACCGGGAAUAGGUACCCCGUUACAUCAACCUGAGGAGGACCAACAGAUUCUGCCCAAUGCGUUGCAGCAACAGCACCAUCAACAGCAAGCCCAGCAACAGCAACAACAUUCUCUGGCUUCCUUAAACUCAUCACCGCUCGCGGGAUUUGGCGCGCAGCUUAUGGGUACCCCGCAGCGAACUAUGCACACCUAUGCACCGACCGCCAGCUAUGCGACGCCGCAGCAAAUGAUGCAGCCACAAACACCACAAAAUUUAAUGUCUCCAAUGAUUACGGGAAGUACAAUAGCUGGUCAACAGAUCUUGGGACAAGCGAGUCCUGCACCUAUGACUCCUAUGACACCACACUCAGCUGACCCUGGCAUUACUCCACAGUUACAAAAUAUAGUAUCUACAGUGAAUUUGAAUUGUAAAUUGGAUUUGAAGAAAAUUGCUCUACAUGCCCGAAAUGCUGAAUACAAUCCAAAAAGAUUUGCUGCUGUUAUUAUGAGAAUAAGAGAGCCAAGAACUACUGCUUUAAUUUUUUCUUCUGGUAAAAUGGUGUGUACAGGAGCUAAAAGUGAAGAAGAUUCCCGAUUAGCUGCUCGGAAAUAUGCAAGGAUCAUUCAAAAACUAGGUUUUUCAGCCAAAUUUUUGGAUUUUAAAAUACAAAAUAUGGUUGGCAGUUGUGAUGUCAAAUUUCCAAUUCGUCUGGAAGGCCUAGUGCUCACACAUGGACAGUUCAGUUCUUAUGAACCUGAACUCUUUCCUGGACUAAUUUAUAGAAUGGUUAAACCUAGGAUAGUGUUGUUAAUAUUUGUUUCUGGAAAAGUAGUGUUAACUGGUGCCAAAGUACGUCAAGAAAUAUAUGAAGCAUUUGAUAACAUAUAUCCAAUAUUAAAAAGUUUCAAGAAACAAUAGACUGAUAAUAGUUUUACUCCAUUAUAAAAUGAGAUUAUAAUGUGAUUAAACCUAUAAUAAUGAAUUCCUCCAGUAAAAUAUUUUUGCAUGUUUUUGUUAAUAAAUUUAAGAGCAAUGAAUUUAUUGUA